Messenger RNA from Rasamsonia emersonii CBS 393.64, 327 nucleotides. RefSeq lists its product as uncharacterized. The record is from RefSeq and is a predicted model, not a curated record. The transcript is spliced from 3 exons. NCBI's taxonomy places the organism in Eukaryota, Fungi, Ascomycota, Eurotiomycetes, Eurotiales, Trichocomaceae. The coding region runs from base 1 to 327 and encodes 108 amino acids.
AUGGGUAUAAAUCAGACGCCUAAAGACGCGGAUACAGCUGAAACUGAAUGCGCUCACAUUAUUCCUUUCUCAAUGGCACUGUCGUCAAAGGGAAAGCCGGAGAUUGAAUCAGCUUUACAGACCUGGGAUCUGCUGUACCAGUGUUUCCCAGCUCUUAAGAAGGUCUUGGAUAUGAGUGAUCCAUUCAAUAUCAACAAUCCUGAAAAUGCCAUGACCUUGUUACAUGAUAUUCAUGGUGCGCUAGGAUCAUUUAAUAUGGCUUUUGAAGAAACAAUGAGUUUAAUUAUGUCUGCUGGGCAGCUUAUCAGUACUAAAAAUACCUUAUAG